AUGGGGCCCCCAGGCAAUAGGGGAUCAUGGGGCCCCUGUGUCCUUGCCCAAACUCAAAAAAGCCUUUGAAAAAGGUAAGAUUUAUUAUAUCUCCUAAACCUGCACCGUUUAGGAGAUAUUUGCUCUUUUUGAGAGCCGGCGCAUGCGCUCUGAAGGAAAAGCAUAUCUGUGCCCAGUAGCGGACUGACAACUCAUGGGGCCCCCGGGCAAUAAGGGAUCAUGGGGCCCCUGUGUCCUUGCCCAAACUCAAAAAAGCCUAUGAAAAAGGUACCGGGGGUAUUUCAUGGGGCCCCCUACUGACCCCGGGCCCUCGGGCAGUGCCAGAGUUUCCAAAUGGUCAGUCCACCCCUGACUCCAGCC
Staurois parvus is the source of this 360-nucleotide messenger RNA. The record is from the annotation of a GenBank genome assembly. NCBI's taxonomy places the organism in Eukaryota, Metazoa, Chordata, Amphibia, Anura, Ranidae.